This is a messenger RNA of Sinocyclocheilus anshuiensis, 610 nucleotides long. RefSeq names its product ELMO domain-containing protein 2-like. Gene Ontology annotation, cellular component: membrane. The record is from RefSeq and is a predicted model, not a curated record. The transcript has 6 exons. Gene Ontology annotation, molecular function: GTPase activator activity. Bases 26 to 610 code for a protein of 194 amino acids. Lineage: Eukaryota; Metazoa; Chordata; Actinopteri; Cypriniformes; Cyprinidae.
GGGUUCACGGUAAGUUCUUCUGCGCAUGCGCUCUAACCCGAAUCAUUUCCGGGCGACGAGGCUGCUAAGGAUGCUGGGGUAUAUCUGGCAGUGUUUCUAUUCCUCAUGUCUGCGCUUCUGGUUGAAAUGGUUCCUCCGGCUGGUCACUGGAAGAUGCGAGCUGCAGCGUAUUUGUGCCCGCUGCAAAGCUGGAGCGCUGAGGACAGCACAGAUAGAGUAUUCCCUGAAGUCCUCUAAAAGCAAGGUAUUGCGAGCAGCUUUAUCUUUGAAGGAGAUUGGUUUGGAUGAGCAUCUGGCUCAAAUAAUCCAAGAGAAGAGAAUCAAGGAGCAGAAAGAUCCUACGUUUAAGUUGAAUCUCCGUCAGUGUUUGUUACAAAUCAACGCAUAUAACGAGCUGUUCGAGGCGGUCGAGGAAGUAAGAAAACAGGUGUUUGACUCCGAAAAUAAAGAACAUGAGAACAUGCUUCUGAAGUUGUGGGAUCUGUUAAUGCCGUCAGUGAAGCUGGAAUCGAGGAUCACUAAGCAGUGGGGAAACAUUGGUUUCCAGGGCGACGAUCCCAAGACUGAUUUCAGAGGGAUGGGGAUGCUGGGCCUCACAAACCUCCUGUAA